AUGGCCGUCGACGAAGCCCUCCAGCAGCCGCUCAACUUCACAGGCCACCGUCACAUGAUCUCGCGCCUGCUCCUCGCAACCCUCACCGGCCGCCCAAUCCGCAUAUCGCAAAUUCGCUCCUCGUCCACAAACCCUGGUCUCACGCGCUAUGAAACGAACUUCGUCCGCCUCCUCGACGCCGUCACAAACGGUGGCCAAGUCCAGUUCUCCAUGACCGGCACCACGCUCGUCUACCGCCCGGGCCUGAUCACUGGCAGUGCAGAAGGCCUCGGCGCCCACGGCGGCGUGAUCAGACACGAGAUCCCGCGCGAGUGCGCUCGGAGAGGCGUGAGCUGGUGGCUGAUCCCACUCUGCAUACUCUCGCCCUUUUCAAAAGACAAAGUCAACGUCAUCCUACACGGCGAGGGGUGCGUGACUUCCUCCACGCCCGCAGGAGACGUCAGCGCAGACACGGUGCGCACUGCGCUGCUCCCUCUGUUCAAGAACUUCGGCAUCGAGCGUAACAUCGAACUGCGCAUCCUCAAGCGCUCGUGCGCCCCGGGCCCCGCCAAGAGCGCCGGCGGCGAAGUCCAGCUCGUCUUCAACCACCAGGUCCGCCUGCCCAAGACCCUGCACCUCCUGAACCCCGGCCGCGUGAAGAAGAUCCGCGGCGUGGCGUAUGCCGUCGAAGUCCCCAAGAGCAACAACGAGCGCAUGAUCCACGAGGCGCGCGGCAUCCUGAACAAGUUCGUGCCGGACACGUAUAUCUUCUCCGACGCCUCGCCUGCGCCUCUGAUCCCAACGAACCAGAAGGGAGGCAGCGGCAAGGUCAAGGGCGCCGUGGGCUUUGGACUCAGCCUGGUUGCGGAGAGCAGUACGGGUUGCAUAUAUAGCGCGGAUGUUUGCAGCCCGCCCGAGGGAGGCGUGCCGGCGGACGAGAUUGGAAAGCAGUGCGCGUACCAGCUGCUGGAGAAGAUUUCCAUGGGCGGCGCUGUAGAGAGCGUUGCUGCACCUACGGUGCUCAUGCUCAUGGCCAUGGGUUCUGAAGACGUUGGUCGCGUGGCGCUGGGGAAGCAUGUUCUGGCCAGCGAGGAGAUUAUUUCGCUAGCGAGAGACUCCAAAGUCUUUGGUGGGAGUGGCUGGGGAUUCAGAGAAAACGGUGGCGAGGAGGAUAGAGGCGAGAUCGUGGUCAGUGUUGUAGGACGCGGAGUAGGGAACGUCGGGCGCAAGGUUGCGUAG
This is a messenger RNA of Didymella exigua CBS 183.55, 1218 nucleotides long. RefSeq names its product 18S rRNA biogenesis protein. The coding region runs from base 1 to 1218 and encodes 405 amino acids. The record is from RefSeq and is a predicted model, not a curated record. Gene Ontology annotation, biological process: endonucleolytic cleavage of tricistronic rRNA transcript (SSU-rRNA, 5.8S rRNA, LSU-rRNA); ribosome biogenesis. Gene Ontology annotation, cellular component: nucleolus. Lineage: Eukaryota; Fungi; Ascomycota; Dothideomycetes; Pleosporales; Didymellaceae. Gene Ontology annotation, molecular function: RNA endonuclease activity. The transcript has a single exon.